Hypomesus transpacificus is the source of this 3179-nucleotide messenger RNA. Its product is annotated as soluble scavenger receptor cysteine-rich domain-containing protein SSC5D-like. The transcript has 12 exons. NCBI's taxonomy places the organism in Eukaryota, Metazoa, Chordata, Actinopteri, Osmeriformes, Osmeridae. The record is from RefSeq and is a predicted model, not a curated record. The annotation marks the transcript as partial. Gene Ontology annotation, cellular component: membrane.
UGCAAUAAACACCCGCGAGAACAACAGGUGUAUCUCACAGAAGACACGCCCACGGACAUACAUGAACAGGCAUCCUAGGUUGUCGGUAUUCUUUUUGCUCUGAAGCCCCGAGACCAAGUAGAUGACAUCUCAAUCAUUGCAAAGGAGUGCGACGCAAUGAAUCGUCAGAAAGACUUACUGACUGCUGGAACAACAAAAGGGACUACAAAAGGUUAAUGUCUGAUCUGAAGGAUGUGGCGCACAAUGAUGAUGUCAGAGGGUUUGCUGUUGUUCCUGUCCAUACACGCUGUCAGCAGAGUCGCCUCAGAGUGGAGAUCUACCACCAAGGCCUGUGGGGAACGGUGUGUGAUGACUUCUGGGAGUUGUUGGACGCCCAGGUGGUGUGCAGGCAGCUGGGCUGUGGCCGCGCGGUGUUUCCCAUCACCCGUGGUAAGUUUGGCCAGGGCCGUGGGCCCAUCUGGCUGGACGAUGUGGGGUGCUCAGGGUCAGAGUCCUCCCUGGCAGAGUGCAGCCACCCAGUCUUCGGCGCCCACAACUGUUGGCACGGUGAAGAUGCCGGGGUCGUGUGUGAGGCCAGUGCUCCCCUGAGAUUAGUCAACGGCUACCCUGACAACGCCUGCUCUGGGAGAGUGGAGAUCUACCAUCAGGACCAGUGGGGGACGGUGUGUCAUCACAACUGGGGUCUGAGCCAUGCCCGGGUGGUGUGCAGACAGCUGGGCUGUGGCCGCGCCCUCUCUGCCCCCACCAGGUCCAGCUUCAGCGAGGGCAGUGGCCCCAUCUGGCUGGACGGCGUGGGGUGCUCAGGGUGGGAGUCCUCCCUGAUGGAUUGCCGUCACCAGGGCUUCGGACCCCACAACUGUACCCAUCAUGAAGACGCAGGGGUGGUCUGUGAGGUGGGUCAAGUGGUCUCCAUCUUCACAACAACGUCUCCCACCCCGGAUGACAGUGACCCCGUCACCCCCACCCUGGAAACCUUCAACUCCACCGCAAGGGAAGCGAAUGUGCGUUUGUCUGGGGGGAACAGUGCCUGCUCUGGAAGAGUGGAGAUCUACCACCAGGGCCAGUGGGGGACGGUGUGUGAUGACAUCUGGAGUCUGAACCAUGCCCAGGUGGUGUGCAGACAGCUGGGCUGUGGCCGAGCCCUCUCUGCCCCCACCAGGUCCAGCUUCGGCCAGGGCAGCGGCCCCAUCUGGCUGGACGACGUCAGGUGCUCUGGGUCUGAGUCCUUACUGAUAGACUGCAGCCAUCGGGGCUUCGGCUCCCAUGACUGUAGUCAUGGUGAAGAGGCUGGAAUCGUCUGUGAGGUUGGUCCAGUGGUAACCACGUUUCCUGGCCCCAGCACCACCUCCACACCCAGCAUAUCUCCCUCCACAUCCACACCCAGCACAUCUCCCUCCACAUCCACACCCAGCAUAUCUCCCUCCACAUCCACACCCAGCACAUCUCCCUCCACAUCCACACCCAGCAUAUCUCCCUCCACAUCCACACCCAGCACAUCUCCCUCCACAACCACACCCAGCAUAUCUCCCUCCACAACCACACCCAGCAUAUCUCCCUCCACAUCCACACCCAGCAUAUCUCCCUCCACAUCCACACCCAGCACAUCUCCCUCCACAUCCACAUCCAGCAUAACUCCCUCCACAUCCACACCCAGCACAUCUCCCUCUACAUCCACACCCAGCACAUCUCCCUCCACAACCACACUCAGCAUAUCUCCCUCCACAUCCACACCCAGCAUAUCUCCCUCCACAUCUACACCCAGCAUAUCUCCCUCAACAUCCACACCCAGCAUAUCUCCCUUCACACCCACACCCAGCAUAUCUCCCUCAACAUCCACACCAAGCAUAUCUCCCUACACAUCCACGCCCAGCAUAUCUCCCUCCACAUCCACACCCAGCACAUCUCCCUUCAACUUCAUACCCAGCACAUCCAUCUCAUUCUCCACCUCCAGACCCAGCACAUCCAUCUCCAGACUCAGCACAUCCCCAUCCACCUCCAUACCCAGCACACCUCCUUCCACCUCCUUACCCAGCACAUCCACCUCCAGCACAUUUCCCUAUACCUCCAUAACGAGCACAUCUAUUUCCACCUCCAUACCAAGCACAUCCACCUCCACCACAUCUUUCUCUACCUCGACACCCAGCAGAUCUUUGUCCACCUUCAGCUCUAGCACUUCUGCCACAUCCACCUCUAGACCUAUAACUACUCCAGACACCUCCACAUACACCUCUCUUACCAUCACGUCCACAGCCACCUCUCCUCCAAAAGCCUCCGCACUCACCUCUCCUCCCAACACCUCCACACCCACCUCUCUUCCCAUCACUUCCACACCCAUCUCUCCUCCCAUCCCCUACGUCAACACCCACCUCUCUUCCCAUUUCCUCCACACCCACCUCUCUUCCCAUCACACCUCCACACCCACUGCUCCUCCCAUGUCCACACUCACCUCCCCUCCCAUCACCUCCACACCCACCCCUCUUCCCAUUACCUCCACACCCACCUCUGCUCCAAACACCUCUACACCCACCUCUCUUCCCAUCGCCUCCACAUCCACCAAUCCUCCCAUUCCCUCCACACCCACCUCUCCUCCCAACACCUCAACAACCACCUCUCCUCCAAAGACCCACCUCUCCUCCAAAAGCCUCCACACCUACCUCUGCUCCCAUCAUCUCCAAACCAUCUCUCUUCCCAUAUCCUCCACACCCACCUCUCAUCCAAUCACCUCCACAGCCACCUCUCUUCCCAUCACUUCCACACCCACCUCUCCUGCAAAGUCCUCCACAGCCACCUCUCCUCCAAAGACCCCCACACCCACCUCUCUUCCGAUUCCCUCCACUUACACCUCUCUUCCCAUCACCUCCACAGCUAACUCUCUUCCCAUCACCUCCACGACCACCCCUUCUCCAAAAGCCUCCACACCCAUAUCUCCUCCCAUCACCUACACACCCACAUCUUCUCCCAAAUAUAUCACCUCCACACCCACCUUUCCUCCCAAGACCUCCACACCCACCUCUCCUCCUAUCCCCUCAACACCCACAUCUCCUCCCAUCACCUUCACACCCAUCUCUCUUCCCAAAACCUCCACAGCCACCUCUCCUCCGAAGACGUCCACACCCACCUCUCCUCCCAUCUCCUCCACACCCACAUCUCCUCCCGUCACCUCCACACCCACCUCUCUU